GGCUGCCCGAUGGUAUCGGUUUUCACUUCUUUGUUCUCUCUCUGCUAGAUCACUUCAUCGUGAAUAAAUUUCACAUUGACAACGUUGUGUUUAUUGACAAGAAAAAAAAAACAGAAAUUCAAGAUAUACAUUUUUUCUGACUCAGUGAGAGAAACAGUAGAUAAAACGUGGAUAUUUUCUAUUUUCAUACAAACUUCAACUUGAAACUACAAGUAACAGAUUUGCCCAGCAGAAAUAAAUAAAACAGAAGAUAAUAAAAUAACCGAAUUCAAUAAAAUCGAGCGGAAGUGAUGUUUACGAGUUUACUGAAGUUUUCCAUGCCAAAUCGAAUACUCGAUGUGAUCUUUGAGAGUCAGAAAGGAGAUUACCAAAGAAGCAUAGCAAAACAUCAACAUUAAAAGACAUAAACACGUGAGAAAGUCAAGAGAGAAAACGACGAUAGUGAGAAAAAAGAUAAAUUGUCUUCAGCUAAAGUAAAUCAAGUCCCACGGCAUUUAUGGGCGUCUUUGAGCAUCAGCAGGACGUCGAAUCGUCGUCCUGGUGGCCACAUUUCAUCGACACAUCUUAAAAGUUAUUUGAAAUUUUAACGCACAAAGUUAUAUCAGAAAUAAAAGAAAAUUAAAUAUCCCCAAGGUCUAUAAAAUUUCAUUGCAUCGAUCAAAGAAGGGAAAUAUAAAGCCUCAAAAUGUUGCCGACAAAUGUCAUGUCUUUUAUGAAGAAGAUGGUAACAACACAACCAGAAACAGCUGAUGCUGUACCUUCGGAUGAUUCAGGAACGACAUUCAGCAAAUUGAGACAAUUGAUGACAGCAACAGGAAACGUUGGAAAAGCUGCACCAGUGAAAAUCACACCAGUUGAGGAUAUUGUACCUAAGGAAGAGGUGCCAGCUGUAGAACCACCAAAACCAAAACCAGAACCAGGGAGACCAGCAAGUAGAGCAGGAUCUUGUAGGGUUUGUCUCAAGUCUUUCAAACCCGAUGAUUUCUCACGUACUUGCUACGAGUGUCAGUUCAAGGUCUGUGAUGAUUGCGCCUCUUAUUCAGAAACAAAAGACUAUGAUGAUCCGUCGACGUGGCGAUGCAGUGUAUGUCGACGUAAAAUAGCUUCACGUGGUCAGCCGAUCGUGGCACAAGAAUCAACCGACUCUUUGCUAGAAGUUCCAGUCUUAGAGGCACUACAAAGACGGCAUAGUGAUGCAAGGCUUAGUUGUCAAAGUGGUGGACCAGCAGCUGGUCUUGGAAGUGCUCUAGCACCACCUAGAAGUCCCGAACUUAGACGGCACUCAGACGUAUCACCAGCUAGUCUUAAAGAACUUGAAAAGUUUCGAAAGGUUGCAGGAGAACGCCGCGAGGAACUUAGGUGGGAAAGGGAAUUGGAGUGGAGAAGCAAAUCACGUAGUGGUUCACCAGAAAGGCAUGGAAGUGAAAGAGCUAGAACUAGUAGUCCUCAGAGAAACAUCAAAACUUCUAUAGAGCAAGAAGGAGACAUUGGAGAAGAUGAAGAUGAAAGGAGAAGACGUGCAGCUCGUAGAAGUGGUGGUGGUGGAACAGUACGACGAAAGUCUAGAGUGACGAGGCAACAUUCAUAUGACGAUGAAAUAAAAUCAGCUGGUAAUGGUGGAGGUGGUGGAAGUCAAUCUAGUCAUUCGGAUGUUGGGCUUGGACUUCCGGUUCAAUUACCACGUAGAGCAUCGGCUUAUGACGUGUAUGCAACACCUGGAAGUGGUGGACUCAAUGCUAUGGCAAUAGCAGCUGCUCAACAACGGGCAUCAAUUUCUGCACAAGGCUCAAGGGACCCUGAAGAAAGAUCGCCUGGUAGAAGACAGUCAUAUCGUGCGGUGAAGCCAGUGAUGCCAUAUGAAAUGGGCAACGACGAUGAAAAGAUAAUAAAUUUAGAUGCCACAGCAACACCGGAACCUUCACCCGUACAACCUGACGAACCUCGACGACGAAGAGCUUCUAUGUUACCAGAUAUCAAUAUGGCAAGGACUCUACCAUCUGUACCAGGAUCUGUAAAACCAGCUCCAUCAGCCGUAGGACGAGGAGCUGCUCAAGAAGAUCGAGAACUAGCUUGUCAAGGAAGUUUAGCAGAUGGUGAAGGCAUCAAGAUUGUGAUACACGAUGUCGACAGUGACCUUGCACCACGGAUGAAUGCAAAGAAGAGAGUUGCUCUAAGGAGGGAUCCUUUGUUGAUGGACAAAGGACAUAGAACACGAGGCUUUGGCAUGCAUGUAGUUGGUGGAAAAGCUGCAAGUGAUGGACGAUUAUAUGCUUCUAUAGUGUGGACAGUGCCUGGCGGACCAGCGGACAAAGCAGGACUUCAAAAAGGCGAUAAGGUACUCGAAUGGGCAGGAGUAUCUCUCAUCGAUCGAAGUUUCGAAGAUGUGACACAGAUAAUUGAACGUUCUGGCGAUGUUGCAGAACUUGUUGUGGAACAUUUAGGAGAUAUGGAAGCAGAAUUAUUAGAUGAACCAGGAAUGGUGUCAACAUCAGCAAAAAAUUCAGGAAAUCUCGGUCUCCAAUUAGACUCGGAAACGGAUAAAACUCCUUCGUCACCGACCCGCAGGAAGCUUCCAAAGACGCCGGAACAAAUAGCAAAAGAACGACAAGUUACUGGACGAGUUCAAAUUCAUGUUUGGUAUGAAGCUGAUAGAAAAGAACUUGUAGUAUCAGUUUUAGCUGCUGAUGAACUUUGUACUAGAGAUGAUGGUUCACCACCUGAAGCAUUUGCUAAACUUAUCCUUAUGCCACCUUGUGGUGAUCAAAAUUCCCAUCAAACAGAUGUAGCUGGGCCGUCACAAAACCCUAUUUGGAAUGCUAAUUUAACAUUUCCGGGUAUAUCUGGUGAUAAAUUAAUGGACAGAACGAUUGAAGUAACACUUUGGGAUUGUCAUCCUGAUGGAGAUAAUGUUUUUCUUGGUGAAUGUGCAGUAGAUCUACAAAAUGCUUUUGAAACAGAUAGAGAAGCUUGGUAUCGAUUAGAAGACCCGCGAGGAAUACGUUCAGGAAAGUCACCCUACGCUUCGCCUCGUGGUUCACUAUCGAUGGAAAUAGCUCAACGUCUAUUGAGAAGGGAGCGAAGUUAUAGCGAAGAUACUCAAAGUGAUAGUGGCAGCCCAGAACCGUACUUCCUUCAUCCUGAUCAUGCUUGGCAGUCAAACUCGCGACGUGGAUCAUCACAAUCUGAACAACUGGAGAUAGAACCAUAUGAACUUAACAAAGACUAUAGCAGAUCUCUUCCAGGAAGCAGGAGAAGUAGCUUUCAGAGCCAAGGAGGAACUGAUAGUAAACGAGGAAGUAUUGUGGAUUCAGAUAUGCCACCUAUUUAUUACAAUCGCGAUCGUCGACGUAGUUCAGUAGCUCGUACAGUACGCGAUCCAGAAGAAAUGUUAAGAUCUUUAAAGAAAGUUGCAGCCAAAGGCGAACUAGGAAGAACGAUGAGUCUAUCAAGUGAUAAGAGACGAGGAAAUCGGCGAGAUGAGCGCAAAGAAAGCAUUAGUGGACGUGGUGAAAAAAGAGAUAGCAUUGGACCUACAAUGAUGGCAUUACAAGAGAGAUUUUGCGAUCGUAACAGCGACUCUGAUGAAGAUGAUAAAUGGAGCCAAACGAGAGAUGAAAAUGGUGUAGAUUUAAAAUUGGGUCCAGGACAAGUUGUUCCCAGAGGAUUUAAAUUUAUUGAAGGUAUGCAAAAUGGCGAAAUAAAAUUGGCCUUGUUCCUCAGUAAAGGAACACUCGAAGUUGAAGUAAUUUGUGCACGAGACAUCUGUCCAGGAGAAAAAGAAGAGCCAGAUACUUAUGUGAAGACGUAUUUACGUGAUGGAGAACGUUGGUUGCACAAAAGGAAAACCCGGGUAAUUCGCCAUUCACGAAAUCCUCAAUAUCGGCAGACCCUCAAGUAUGGCAGUUGUGACGCACUUGGACGAAAUCUCUUAGUGAUGCUUUGGGAAAAGAAGCAAGGCUUUGGAAGUAACCAAGGACUGGGUGGUGCUGAAGUUGACCUCGAUCGUUUGCCAUUAACUAAACUUACUGUAGGAUGGUAUUCAAUUUUUCCAAUUCAUACACUUGGGACGCAAACGGCUGAUUCCCCAUGAUGGUUAAGGGAAAAAUGGGCCCUAGAAGCUGGUGAACUCGAUCUCAGAUUGAGCCUUUUGCUUAAAGAUGAGACUGAGUCAGAGAUUAAAAUUAUUUCCUGAUAGAAAAAAGUGACUCGUGAUUAUUUCAUUAUCAAACUCUAAUUUGACUUUAUCAUUUUUCGGUUCAUUUACUUAUUGUUUUAUUUCAUUGACAGAAAUCAUAUACUACUGAAUAUUUUUAUGAAUUCAUAAAAAGAAAUAACAAUCAAAUAGAGAAGAGGUAUAUGUAAAUAAAUUAUAUUUUUCAACAGAGUAAUAGCAAAGAUAUACUAAAGGGAAAGAAUAAUAUGCUAAAAACUAGAGUUCCUGAUAAAAAAUGUAAUUAUAAAAAAUAUAUACAUAUAGAUAUAUUCUUCUAUACUUUUAAAGAAUUAUAUUGUCAAUGAAAUAAUACAAAAGAAACUCAAUUUAUUUGGAAGAUUUUAUUAAAAAAAUAGAUAUCGUGUUUGAAAAUAAAAUUACCAGAGCACAGAAGAAUAGAAUGUACAAAGUGUAAUUACUUGGUUUUCGCGUGAUAAUGCAAAAAUAUCUAAAAACUAUGGCAAUACCAAAGGAUACUAAGCAAUAAAAGGUGUACCUGCAGAAGGCUUCAGGCCAUGUAAACGGGUAGAAGAAUUAAAUAACGGAGGAUUAUUUUAUUUAUAUCAUAUUUUAUAACUUUAAGAGCUCAUUUGAAAAUUCUAAAAAGAAUCUUGAUAAUCAAUAAUUAAUGUAAUUAUUUAUGGAGUCACUGAAUAUUGGGUAGCAUCAGAAAAGGGUCUAUUUUUCCCGAAAAUAUAACGGCAUUGAUGCCAGUGAUGAGGAAAAGAUGAAAAAUGACAUUAAAAAACAAAGUGUAUUUAACGCUGAUAACAAAAGUCGAUCGAUAUCUAAUUUUCAUUGCCAUUUGGUUGAUCCAAUUCAGGGUUCGAUCGAGUUUUGUGAACUACACAAACACCACGUUGUUAGAGACAUUGAAAAUUCUAUCUUCUAUCAACGAAUUAUUUUCAUUUGUGAACAAAAAACUUUGAAUAACUUUUUGAAUUUCACUUAUAAUUCAUUCUACAUAAUACUUCAAAUAAUAAUACGAAACUAAUGUGCAUUCAAUUACUUUAUUUUUUAAUCAACCCUGAAACUAAAUCUGCACGAUAAAUGAAAGUAAAAAAUUAAAAAAAAAAAAAAAGUAAAGGCCUAAUAAGUAUAACGAUUAAUUCUGAAAGUUAGUCAAAGUUGAAUGUAUAAGUAACAUGGGCAGAAAAUUAUAGAGAAAUGUGGAACAAAAAAAGUACUAGAAUAAAAUUAAAUAUUGAAGUUUUUCAUCUUAACGACAGUUUAACAAUCUUUUGAAGAGUCAGUAAUUUGCAAUUUUCGCAAAAAACUCAAUCUUAAUAAACUUUUGGAUCUUUGUUCUUGGCACUUUAUAGAUUUUUUUUUUUUUCCAUUAUUUCUCUAAAAUUUUCAAAAAUAUAUAUAUAUAUGUAAUAAUAAAUUAGCGACUACUUAUUAACUCGCGGGUCGAGUUAAGAUUUUUUUCUAAACUAAAUUCUGAAAUUAACUUUAAUAUAAAGAAAGUAGAACAUUAACGGCCAAUAUGUGUAUAAUUAUCGUAUUAUAAUUUUAAUGAUGUAAGGUCAUAAUGUUUACUUUGCCAGAAAAUAAUGUAAAGUUACGUUCUAAUUAUUUGUUAAUUAUUUAACACAGUAUUUCUCGAACUGAGCUACAAAAGAACAAUUAUUAGAGCAUUUCUGAUAAUUUAUUUUCAAAUAUACUCCAGAUCAAUUACAGAUAUAAAUUACAGAUUACCAAAAAUUGAUAGAUCAAUGUUUAGAUAUAGAAUAUAUGGGAUUUAAUGCGCUCAUUUCACCCAAAAAAAAAAAUAUUAUAAAAACACAAAAAAAAUGGUUUGAAAAACAAUAUGAGUGAUAACUAAACAAAAUUUAAAAAUAAUAGAUAACAUAAUAAAUGAAAUAAACGAAGACAAUUCGAUAGAUAAACAAAUGUUAUAAAGGUAUGAAUAAAUCUAUCUGAGAUUAAUAUUUGUGUAUAGUAGGGUUAGUUAUGAAAUAAAAAAUCUGUACACGAAAUUGAAAAAAAUCGAAAAAUAUUGAUAAUGUUGUGUAUAAUGCGUUACCAAAUAAUAUGAUAUGAAGUGUUUAAUUAUAAAAAUGACCUUCAAUCGAACAUCUAAAUAUUAAAUUUUUUGUUGUUCUCUAUGCUAAAUUAAAUGACUAUUACAAUAAUAAUAACGGCCUAGAAAAUGUCGAAAUUGCGAAGAAACGAAAACUUUUUGAAAGGGACAAUCCUAUUGCAAUGAAGCUAUUAACUAUAAAUUGCAAUUUUUUAUCAAAAAGUUCUUCAUUAAAAUUUGAAAAUUUUUCUACCUUUAGCAUCGAAUACCUGUGGCCUCUAUUAACUGAAGAAUAAUCUAUAUAAAACAAUGUAAUGAAUAUAUAUAUAAUAAUGUAUCAUUCAAAAAUGAUAAGGACUAUUUAUUGCAACAUUUCUAAUUAAACUAUAUCUUUAAACUACUAUUUAAUACAUAAUACAUAAUUACUCAAUAUUUACUUGAAAACUGAAAAUAACUACUAUCUAAACUAAAUAAAUGUUUUCUACAAACGAAAUGGCCUAGUAUAUAAUCUUGUUAAAUUUGACUUUUGAACAUGACUAAGAGUUUUCUUUUCUAACGCUUAACUAAAUAUAAUCAUAAAACUAAAAUGUCCAUUAAAAGCUGAAUGAGUACUGCUAAUCUAUCUAUUUGACAAUCGAAAAUAAAAAAUUAAAGUUCAAGCCGCACAUUGAUUUUCAACUGCGAAAUUUCAAUCUUAAACUUUUAAAACUUUACAUGUAGAAAACUUAUAUAAAAUUCCUUAAAUAUAUGUAUAAAUAUUAUAAAAGCUUAUCCUAAAAAUCAUAAUCGAC
Messenger RNA from Chelonus insularis, 7030 nucleotides. It is a transcript of the gene Fife, whose product is annotated as regulating synaptic membrane exocytosis protein fife. The transcript has 23 exons. The coding region runs from base 686 to 4090 and encodes 1134 amino acids. Gene Ontology annotation, cellular component: presynaptic membrane; cytoskeleton of presynaptic active zone. Gene Ontology annotation, molecular function: small GTPase binding; transmembrane transporter binding. Gene Ontology annotation, biological process: calcium ion-regulated exocytosis of neurotransmitter; regulation of synaptic plasticity; regulation of membrane potential. The record is from RefSeq and is a predicted model, not a curated record. Lineage: Eukaryota; Metazoa; Arthropoda; Insecta; Hymenoptera; Braconidae.